AUGCUAGCCAAGAAAAGAGCAGAGAGGAAGCAGGCGAUUGCCACCACCGCCGCGGCGGAGCGCAAAAAGGAACUUCUGCGGGUGAAGCGGCUGCGCCAUGAAUCAAAGGACGGCGAGGAUGACGAGAAGGAGCAAAAACCCCGGAGGACUGGGAAGCGGGAUCGUGGAGUCCAGGAGGAGCAGGCCGUGGAUCCGAUGUUGCUCGCAGCAGAGGAGCCGACGGAGGUGCUUCGCGCCAUUGGGGACCACGUGAACACGCGCCUGCAGGAGUUGGAGUUCGACGACGAUAUCGACGCGGACUUGUUUGACGAGCAACAGCGACAGUUGCGGGAGGAGGCGGCGCUUGCGGCUGGCACCAAGACGCGUGUGCUGGCGCCACAGAUAGCUGCUUUUCUGCAAAAACAGCAGCAGCAGCAGCACCAUGAGGGUGUGCAUGCUGAUACCGGGGGCGUGAAGAUGGUGCGAGUUGGCCACAACAGCAAUGCGGUGACGGCGGUGUGCAACUUUGGUCCCGACGUUGUGGUGUUCGGCGACAAGUCGGGCGCAGUGUACAUCGCGGAGCUGCUCUGCGGUCCGUCGUCGAUGGUGUCGCAGAAAUCUCUUCUCAGCCCGUGUCUGCCCGCCGCGGUGCUCGCCAUUGCAGUCUCCGACACACGUGGGGUUCGGCCGUCGCAGCGUGCCCUUUUCGAGCGCAGCACCGUCGACACGAGCAUUACGUCGUACAUUGCGGCCGGUGCUGCGGAUGGCACCAUCAGCAUUUGGGUGACGGGCACGCGAAGACACAUGGGCUUCCUCACAAUGCACCGUUCCGCUGUAACGGGCCUGACGUUCCGCCACGAUACGCUGUAUAGUUGCAGCAAUGACGAGACACUGCGGGUUUGGUCGGUGCCGCAGAUGAUAUGCCAGGACAAACUUUUCGGGCACCAGGGACGCGUUUUCGGCGUCCAUUGCCUCAAGCGUGAGCGUUGCGCCAGUGUUGGCGACGACGGCACGAUGCGCUACUGGAAGGUGGAUGCCGCGACACAGCAGGAGUUUGCCACAAGCACCCACUUCGACGUAAAGGUUGUGCUCGAGUGCGUGGCGAUGAUGAACGAUAAUAUUGUUCUCUGCGGAGCGGCCAACGGAGCGCUUCUCGUGUUCGACGUGAACAGGCGGAAGCCCAUCGCGGUGCGUGAGGCCGCGCACGGAUACGGCUUCGCCGGCGACGGCACGGGGCUUGAGAAGAUUUCUGCCGAGCAGGCAAGCGGCGACGGCGCUCGCCAAGCACAUCAUAACUCCCAGCGUCAGCAGCCGGAGGGGCAGCAGCAGCGGCGGCGGCAGAACCCGAACCCCAUCACGGCCGUGGCGUCACUGCCGUAUUCAGACGUAGCGGCGAGUGCGAGUUACGAUGGUGUCGUGCGCCUGUGGCAGCUUACUACUCCAGACGAUGCGAAGAAAGCUGGACGUAAAGACGACGGAACCUCAUCAACGAUUACUACAACAACGUUCGAGUGCCUUGCAUCGAUCCCGAUUGACGCCAUCGUCACAUCGCUGUAUUUCUCCCCCAGUAGUGACGUGCUCGUCGUCGGCUGCAGCAAGGAGCCGCGGCUCGGCCGCUGGGUGGUCCAGCGACGCGCACUGAACGCCGUGUGUGUGGUGCCACUGAACAAUACAACAAUGCAGGCAUUCGCGUCGUGCCCGAAUGUGGAACAUGUUCCCGCGAUGCUCUACGGCUUCACGGACGAGGAUGACGGCGAGGAAGCAACGGCCGCUCCUGCAGCAAAGAGCCAGGCGGGCGAUGCCAACAGCGACGAGGCGUCUCAGUCGGCUGAUGUUGGCGACGGCGACGGCGACGACGAUGACGAUGAUGGCGACGAAGCGGGCCUCUUCACUGUUGGUGAGGACGGCCAGAUGCAGUUCAGCGCGCCAGUGCGGGGGAGCGACGCGGCCCCGCGCAGCGGCAAGAAGAAGAAGCGGGGCGCAGCGACAAUGAAAGCUGUGGAUAGGAAGCAGCAGUCGAAGAGAAAGCGACUGGAUGGGAAAAAGAAGAAGAAGAAUGACAAAUAA
Molecule: messenger RNA, 2046 nt
Organism: Trypanosoma grayi
Lineage: Eukaryota; Euglenozoa; Kinetoplastea; Trypanosomatida; Trypanosomatidae
Product: putative WD40 repeat protein
Exons: 1
Coding region: 1-2046 (681 amino acids)
Cellular component (GO): small-subunit processome
Molecular function (GO): snoRNA binding; protein binding
Source: RefSeq, a predicted model, not a curated record